UAGUCUUUUAGCUUCUCCUCCUCACCUCAGGCCGGCAGAUCCAGCAGGCUUUGACCCGCAGCAGGAUGGCACCGGAAACACACAGAGACGCCGUGGAGCCGGAGCAGGCCGAAAACACCGAGGGCACGGUUGUGAAGAACGGCGGUGUGUUUCGCUCCGUGCUGCGCGGCCUCCUCUGGCCCUUCGGCAUCGUGGUGCGCGUGUACCGCGGGUUUUGGUGGGUGUUGGGUUAUCGGCAGCCACAGGAGAAAGCCUUCGUGAGCCCCGCGGUCUCCAGUCCCGCACGCCAGAGCCUCGCCGGCCGCAAGCGCCUCCACCGGGUCACCCGGCUGCUGCUGUCCAUCCUGCCCCGCUGGGUGCAGGGCGCCAUGGGCUACCCGGUGUCCAGCAGCAUUGGGCGCUGCCUCUCACCAGAAAUCAGAGUCUCUCCUACUAAACCUUGUGGAAAGGGCAGCAAGAGAAAGCAGGAUGAGUUGGACGAGGAUGAGGAGGAGCAAGAGGAGAGUCAGACCUGGGUGGAGGCGCUCACUCAGGAGCUUGCUGAAGACGAAGGCCCAGAGGAGGAUCCCGACUAUGAGCCCAGUACUGUUGAGACUGAGAGCGAAGAGUACCGCUCGCACAACAGCACAGAAAGCGACAUUGAAGUUGAAGGCAAAGGCGUCGUCAUUGAGGAUGUGAAAAUGGAUAUUGAGCUGUCAACUCCAUCUGAAGUCUCUUGCCCUGCUGUUUAAUGUGUCAUAUUGACAAAAUGUAUUGUUCCAGUGUUUUUGUAUGUUUAUAUAUUGAUUCAAUAAAAUAUUGUCUCUUGCCUUGA
Messenger RNA from Plectropomus leopardus (leopard coralgrouper), 814 nucleotides. It is a transcript of the gene org, whose product is annotated as oogenesis-related gene. The record is from RefSeq and is a predicted model, not a curated record. NCBI's taxonomy places the organism in Eukaryota, Metazoa, Chordata, Actinopteri, Perciformes, Serranidae.